AUGGCCUUCAGUUUUGGUAAUUCGGGUGGCGCCCAGGCUGGGAAUGCCGGAGGUGCAGCCUCAGGACCUGAAUUAGAGACCAUCGCGACCGAGGAACUAGGAUUUCUCUCUGUUGCCGGCGAGGCCAAAGUUCGCCUGACUUCGCUAUGGUCGCCUCUACCUACACCAACAGCGUCUCUGCUCGGUGUCGCGUCACGACGAGGUCUUGUUGCAGCCGCAGGACCUGACCAUGUUAUACUUGCGACAACCGAAUCCGUCCGCAAAGCUCUCGAGAACCCCAAGGAAGGCGAGUCGGAGAUUCGGUCCUUCCAGCCUCAACUCAAGAUGCCGCUCCCCAUGCGAGUAUCCCAAUUGGCAUUUACGGCCGACGAAAACUAUCUCAUUUUGUCUGCGGAAUCAGGAGGCGGUCUCGCGAUCUAUGAAGUUCAGAGUCUGCUGAAUGGCUCCACAAGCUCCGUCUUUGAGCUUCCGACGAACGGAGAGUCGUUGCGACUACUAGCACCCAACCCGACUUCGGAAAAGGCCGAGCUUUGCGCUAUUGUGACGACCAACGGCAAUCUUCACAUGACGAAUCUCAAGGAGAGGAAAAUCAGCAAUGUCCUCAAGAGCCAAGUGAGUUCUGUUAGCUGGAGUUCGAGAGGCAAGCAGCUAUGCGCUGGCUUGGGAGACGGCACAAUCCAUCAGAUGACCCCUGAAGGUGAAGCCAAGGCGGAAAUCCCUAAAGCCCCGAAUCUGGGAAAUCACCAUGUCUCUUCUUUGACUUGGCUAGAGAACAAUCUCUGGUUGGCUAUUUACACCUCCAACGAUGAAUCAGCCCCUUCAUCAGUAUACAAUAUUAUUACACGCACACCUCCUUCAUCCUUUUCUUUCCAGAAGAUUUCCGAUCCUAUUGAACCUUUUGGAGCUGAGAAAGCCCCCCAUCAUUCAGUCCUUAGGUUGAGGGACUUCCCUCCUGAUAUCCAGGACCUGCUCAUCGUAGCCUCUACUGCAUCAACAGACAUCGGACUUCUGACCAGAUCUAAGAAAGCCCUUGCUACUGAUAAGCCAGCCGACUCCAUUACCGGGGUAUUUGUCACGACUGAACUACUUGAUGACAGCAAAAGGCCUACGCUUCCUAUGACGGAUUCCAUGGAUGAUUCUACCCCUAUUGGAGUUGCUCUGGACCUUUCCAGCAAGGACAAGGUUUACAAGCCUAUCCCAUCAGAUGAAGAACUUGAAGAAUCACCAACCCCUCUUCCUGGACUGUGGGUGUUGACACACGAGGGUGUUCUUUGCCCAUGGUGGCUUGUUUACACCGAUUCGAUCAGAAAGGGAACCCCAUACCCCGGUUUGGCUUCUUUAGAUAGCUCGGCACCUUCACAACCACCCUCGACUCCCUUUUCGUCGCACACGGGAAUGUCAGGCCUAGGAUCGACUACAACACCCACCACCACUCCUGCCCCUGCAUUUGGCUCUUCAAGCCAGCUAGGAGCCAAAACUUCACCUUGGGGAGGAGCCUCGACCACGACUCCAACCCAACCUACUGCAACCUUCGGAUCUAGUACAUUCGGUAGCUCUCCCGCCCCCUCGGCCCCUGCGUUUGGAAAGCCAAGCACAUUUGGGCAGUCAUCUCAAUUAGGGACGAGGUCUUCUCCCUGGGGAGCAGGAGCCGGGUCAGGCUCCACCCCAGCCUUUGGACAGUCUGGAUUUUCAUCCUUUGCGAACAAAAAUACAUCCACGUUUGGCUCCAGUGCGCAGCCCCCGGCCCAAUCGCAAGCGCCGUCAUCUGGAGGGUUUGCCAGCUUCAGCAGCCAGGGUGGAUUUAGUUCAGUUGCCAACAACAGUUCCGGCGGUAGCAUCUUUGCUAGUUCCGGAAACCAGGCAUCUGGAGGUGCUACCAGUGUUUUCGGAUCCGGUUCAUCUGGAAAUACUAGCUUCGGCGCCAAGACUGAUAAGCCUUCAGGUGGUUUGUUUGGUCAACCCUUCAAGCUUGAGAGUUCAUUCAAGCCCGAUCCGACUUCUGCUGCGGAUAAUGAAAAGCCUUCGACAACUUCAGGUAGCUCACUAUUUGGCUCCGCAUUUGGUUCAGCCCUGAACGACGCAAAAACUCAACCGGCCCAGUCAACAAUAUCCUCAAAGGAUGAGGAUAUGGAUGCUGAGGAUACAACCGAACAAACACCCCAGGCAAAGCCCUCUACUUCCAUAUUUGGCUCACAAACUACUGUGGAAUCCACAACUCCGACAACAACACCGGCACCUCCGAAGUUUGGAUUAACCUCGACGGCGCCCGGUAAAUCCAUUUUUGGACAGCCUAGCAUUGGCCUGGGAUCCAGUGGGGGGCUAUUUGGGUCCAAGAAUGAGCCAGCCAAACCAUCACCCUUUGGCGGAUUGUUUGCCCAGAAGAAGCAAGUUGAACCUGAGACGCCCAAAUCAAAGCCUGGAGAGCAGGAACCACUACCACCGGACACCACGAGCAAAUUGGUUUAUCCUCUCGGUGACUCGUCUUCAUCCUCCGCUACAUCCAGUGCGCCCACUGCUUCGUCCCAGGUUGUAGAAGCUCCUUUACCUCCCGACCCAGUAGUUACACCCAAGCCUACUAAGGACAGUGGCCUGAAAGAAGAGUCAUCAUCAGAGAAGAGCGGAGCCGGGGACGCACCUCUACCUCCUGAUUUCGUGAAAGUCUCAAAACCCAAGGAAAGCUCAUUGGUCCCGGAGGCAGCUCCUUUACCUCCUGACUUUGCCAAGCCAAGCAAGACGCCCACUCCACAACCGCCUUCCAUCUUCUCAGAAGCCAACGUGCCCAGUACAUCCUUCAAGACGGGGGCGCCCACUUCAUUCCCGAGCUUCAAUGCCCCUCCCGCUCUUGAUGACGAUGAGGAUGAGAGUGAUUUCGAGGAUGACAACGCUACCGAAGGAAGUGGCGUUGACGUUGCGAAGGAUUUGAGUCCCAGCGCGAGUGGUCUCGGCCAGACUACAACUCCUGGCUUUACUCCCCAGAGCUCCUUUGGAGGUGUUGGCUCUAGUGUGACCAAUACGACCGUGGACCGGUCAAAACCCCUCUUCGGAGAACUCAGCCGUAACGCCCCCCUAUUUCCACGCCCGAAUGCAGGCAGCCCUCGUUCUCCAAGCCCUGUCCGCGCAAUUCCUGGCCGUAUGCUGCGGAACGAUACCAGAUCGGUGAGCGCGCCUGGAAUGGCAUCACAGAUUGUAGGACAUCAAACUCAGUCACAGUUAAGGGGGUCAAUUACCAGCCGAGAAACCAAUGCGAAUGCUGAAGAUCAUUUCUUGGCACAAAAUAGAAAAUUGAGGGCGCGACAAGAGGCGGAAGAGACACAGCCCCUUGUCGAUGAGGAGGAUGACGAAGUACAGAAGAUUCUGGCCUCGGAAGUCGAGGGUACAUUGGGUCUGGAUGAGUUCAUUGCUCAUACGAACACAGGCCCUCCUGCCGGGGAAAGCAUUCCUUCACAAGUUGAAGCUGUGUACCGAGACAUCAAUUCUAUGAUUGAUACGGUUGGGUUGAAUGCACGGUCUGUAAAAGCCUUUGUCAAAGGGCAUACGGAGAACAGAAAAGAGGGAGGUCGAACUAAGGAGGAUCUUGAAAUUCCCGAUGAUUGGGUGCUUUGCGAGGUUGACGAGCUGGGAAGAGUUUUGGAUGAUGAUCUCUACGGCGAGCUGGAGAACGGGCGUGUCCGAAAUCUUGAGGAAAAGAUUGAAGCCUGCCAAGAUUUGACGCGAGAUAUGCAUCGACUACGAGCCAAGCAAGAGGAUCUCAAGAAGAUUAUCGCGGCAAGACUGGACCCUGAUCAGAAAGCAGCGACUCAAUCUCUGCCGCUUAGUGCUGAACAAGCCACGCAACAAAACGAACUUCGCCGCGAUUUUACCAAUUUCUCUAAGCUCUUGGCUGAGACCGAGGAGACCCUCACACUGCUCAAGGCUAAACUGGCAUCAGUUUCAGGAACUACUGGAAGGGGGAACACCAACAUGCCAACGGUUGAUGCCGUCAUGCGAACCAUCACCAAGAUGACCUCUAUGGUGGAGAAGCGAAGCGGGGAUAUCGAUGUGCUAGAAAAUCAGCUUCGCAAGGUCCGCCUCAGCACUCCUAUCCGUGAAGGGUCACCUGCGGCAACUCCCCAAAACCGAAGGAGCGUCCUCUUCUCCCCUGAUUCUACGCCAGCCCGAACACUCCGCCAUAGCUAUAAUGCCAGUGUGGGAUCAAUUGGAAGCCCAGCCCGGGCAACGCCCAGGAAGAAGUUGAGUGGGUUCAGCAAAGAGGAGAAGGGAGACCUCAUGGACAAACGGGCCCGCCGACAAGCAGUCUUGGACAAGUUGAAAUCCAGCGUGGAGAAGAAAGGCGUUAGUGUUUGGAACAUGGAAGAUAUCGAAUGA
Molecule: messenger RNA, 4365 nt
Organism: Clonostachys byssicola
Lineage: Eukaryota; Fungi; Ascomycota; Sordariomycetes; Hypocreales; Bionectriaceae
Source: the annotation of a GenBank genome assembly